Molecule: messenger RNA, 1659 nt
Organism: Rotaria sp. Silwood2
Lineage: Eukaryota; Metazoa; Rotifera; Eurotatoria; Philodinida; Philodinidae
Source: the annotation of a GenBank genome assembly
AUGAAAUUCACAAAAAUAAAAUCUUUCAGAAUAAAAAUUUUAGUGACUAUAAUAAUAAUUAUCUAUUUUUUUUAUACUAUUCAUAAAAAUUUAUUUGCAUCUUCUUCAUGUUCUCAUCUAUAUAACAUUGAUUCAUUUCAAACAUGUGCUUUAUCAAAUCAAUUUUGUAACGCCACCAUCUUACUCAAUUCUUACAUUGCUUAUAGAACUUGUAUCAUUGAAAAUUCAUUUACUGAUGCAGAUUACGUUGUUUUUGAUGCAGUUAAUGGUUUAGGUAAUCGUAUUAUUGGUUUAAUAGCUGUUAUUAGUUAUGCUCUUGUGACUAGUCGAGUUAUUCUAAUAAAUUGGCAACCAGGUGAUAAUCAUCAAGCUUCAUUCGAAGAUCUUUUUUUGCCUUUAUCAUUAUCAGACAAUGUACAUUUUCAUGAUCAAUAUUCAUUGCCAAGAUUAGCUAAUCUGAUUAAAAAUCGAUGGAUAAAUGAAAUUGAAACUAAAACAAAAAAUAGUCGAAUACCACCCGAUUGGGCAUUCUAUUUUGAUCGUGAGAUUUUAUGUAAUGAUAAUACAUACAAUCAAUCAUGGUUUGUACGAUUUGGAUUUUAUAUUUUAAAUUUUAUUGCUCAUCAUGUUAAAUGGAUUCGAACUGAUCAAUAUUUUGUACCAUUGUUAAAGCGAAAUGAAAUGACACGACAAGCAUUUAUUACAAUUUUCCAAAAUGGACAAGUUUUCUCAGAAUUAGCAACAAGAUUUUUACGUCCUGUGCCGAAAGUUAAUGCAAUUAUCAAAGAUUUUCAAACAAAAUAUAAUUUAAAGAAUAAAAUUAUUACAAUCGGAGUUCAUAUGCGUAGCUGGUCAGCAAAUAUGAUUAAUCAUAUUGAGCCAUUUCAAAAAUGUAUUGAACAUGUUAUACAAAAUGUUAGUAAGUCUAGUAGAAACGAAACCAAAAUUCGCUUAUACAUCAUUUCAAAUACUCGAAAACGCCGUCAACAACUAGAAAAUCGUAUUUCAAAAAUGUAUAAAAAUUUUGAAAUACUCAAUUCACCAGAACCACCUGAAACUGCUAAUGUAAUCGAAGAGAUGCAAUAUACUUUGGCAGAAUUACUUAUACUAUCGAAAAUGCAACAUCUUAUCAUAACAUCAAAAUCAACAUUCGGUAUGAUUGCUCAAGGUUUAGCACGUAAAGGUGCCUGGAUAGUACGACAAGGUGCAUCACAUGAAAUACAAACCAUUAAGUCAGAUCUUUGUGAAUGGGAAUCGACUAGUGAACCAGAAUAUCAAAUUAUGGGUUCACUUCAAGUCAAUGAUACUUGUUCCAAAAAUAGUGCAUCUUUACCAAGUAUUGGAGAGAGAACUGUUGUUUAGCUUGGAUGUUUGAUUGCAUUAGUUGAUGAAACAUGGAAAGCCAGUGAUCUUGAUCUUAUCCAACAUAUGAAUGUUGAUAUGCUUAAAUUACCAAGACUUCUUAAUGAUACAUAUCUUGAAGAAUUUACUGAUUUACAAAAACAACCAAAUGCUAAAUCAAGUGGUAGUCCUUGUUCCAUCAAACAUUUACGUAAAAAAAAUUUUGUUGAUACACUUAAACGUCAAUUACAUGCACAAGUAUCAGGUAAACAAGCUGGUGGAAUUGAAUCAGCAGCUGUUGUUGCAUUUGUUAAAUAA